Messenger RNA from Glarea lozoyensis ATCC 20868, 588 nucleotides. RefSeq lists its product as uncharacterized. Lineage: Eukaryota; Fungi; Ascomycota; Leotiomycetes; Helotiales; Helotiaceae. Bases 1 to 588 code for a protein of 195 amino acids. The record is from RefSeq and is a predicted model, not a curated record. The transcript has a single exon.
AUGUGGCUUUUGCGAAAGAAGGAAACCCCAGAGAUGGAUGCAGCGUCAAAAACGACAGAGUCACUUGAAGAGAGCUGGAGCGACGUGGGAGAAGAGUCAUCAAAAGAGUCUGACACUCUGCCCUCCAUCAUCGGAAAAUUCGUUCAAGUCAUCACAACAAGUCCCAAAUACAUGGCCAACAAUUCCCACUCACACACCAGUCUCAAGAACAUUUCCAAUGUCGCAACGGCACUUCAAUAUGCCAUAAAACCGAACACGCCACCGUCAAAACGCCAUACUACACUUCGCGAUCUCGCACUGGGUCUGCAGUUGUGGCCUACCGAUAGCAACAUUCAACUACAACAAGAUGCGGCACGUUCUAUCCCGCUUCUCCACAAAUACAUGCGAGAUACCCUGAAAAGCGAACUAGCGUUCAUUGAAGACCUCCAUGCGAAGGAAAGGUUAAAGCAGACGAGACUUACUACGCAAAUUGGCGGUUAUCACGGUGCUGGCGAGGAACCGGCGGACGAUUCUCUUCGAAAACUGGCCACGCUUCGAUAUCAAGCAGACAAUGUUUUGAUUAAACUGGAGAAAAUUAUUACCAUGUAA